AUGCCAGACGUUGUUGACAAUGUGCUGGGUGUCGCCUCAGCGGAACCCGGCGCUAUUUUGUACGAAGCAUCAGAAAAAUUGCGCGAAGGAGCCACCGGUGUUUAUGAGUACAUACGUAUGAUUGAGGAUCAGAUGGAGAAGGCUGUGCGGCAAUGCCUUUUGGCCGCAGCGCAUCAGUUCAGCAUCGACUCACAAAAGAAGUUGCUUAAGGCAGCUGCACUUGGAAAGUCAUUGUUGCGGCGUCUGGAUGCAUCUCAGUUUGUGGAUAUAUGCCGUGUGAUAAGGGUGUUGAAUUCAGUACGAAAGCCGUAUGUUGGAUUGGCGCUCUCGUUUGCCCAGUGCGAAGAAUUGAAGAUGAACUGUUUGGUUGAUCGCCUUAUAGAUUUAGGCCAUUGGCCAUUGGCAAUAGCUAUCUGCCGGUACAUUAAAGAACCCUCAAAGAAAGGCAUACACCGUGUGCUCGCCCACUGGUCACUAAAGAAGGUCACUUCGUUUACACAUGUGGCCAUGAAAGCCGCAGAUGCUAAUUUGAAUGAAUUGGCCGAAUUCCUGCUGGAGAAAGAAACACACCUCAGCAGGCAGGUGGAAAUGUUGUUGAAGCUGAACAAACCUGAGAGGGCUUUGGCAAAGGCGGCACGAAGCCAGAAACCCGAUUUGCGUAAGCAGCCAGUUUGUUUGCUUAAUUUGAGCGCUGUGAAU
This is a messenger RNA of Gongylonema pulchrum, 699 nucleotides long. Lineage: Eukaryota; Metazoa; Nematoda; Chromadorea; Rhabditida; Gongylonematidae. The record is from the annotation of a GenBank genome assembly.